AUGUAUUUGCUUACAAUGUAUUUUUCCAAUCGCUUUUUUUUCUUGCUGCUCAUUUGGGGCUUGGAUGCCUAUGGAAGAAGGAUAAUGUUAAAAAAUAAAGUAGACGAGCAUUGCUUCCAGUUGAUUAAUGACACAGAUCAAGCAAAAAGAAGUAGUAGUCGAUCAUGUUUCGUAGCUUUAAGUACACACCUCUUCAUUAUACUUGAUUGCUUCUGUGUCCACUUUUCCGGUAACCAAAAUUUCAGCAUUGGUAUCAACUCUGUUCGAUGGAGAGACAUUGUAAGCAUUUGGAGAGCGGCUCAACUAUUCCUGUACAAAGAUCAAUAG
This is a messenger RNA of Lobosporangium transversale, 327 nucleotides long. RefSeq lists its product as hypothetical. NCBI's taxonomy places the organism in Eukaryota, Fungi, Mortierellomycota, Mortierellomycetes, Mortierellales, Mortierellaceae. The record is from RefSeq and is a predicted model, not a curated record. The transcript has a single exon. The coding region runs from base 1 to 327 and encodes 108 amino acids.